This is a messenger RNA of Daucus carota subsp. sativus, 2152 nucleotides long. RefSeq names its product calcium-dependent protein kinase 10. Gene Ontology annotation, biological process: protein autophosphorylation; peptidyl-serine phosphorylation; intracellular signal transduction. Gene Ontology annotation, molecular function: calcium-dependent protein serine/threonine kinase activity; calcium ion binding; ATP binding. Lineage: Eukaryota; Viridiplantae; Streptophyta; Magnoliopsida; Apiales; Apiaceae. The record is from RefSeq and is a predicted model, not a curated record. Bases 147 to 1763 code for a protein of 538 amino acids. Gene Ontology annotation, cellular component: plasma membrane; nucleus; cytoplasm. The transcript has 7 exons.
UUUUACUUUCACAGACCAAUGACUUUUACAUAUACCACCCCUCUUUCCCCUGUCCUGGUCCUCCUCACUUUCCACACAAAACUACUGCAUGUUCCUUUCUUCUCCGCCCUUAGCCACCGUACACAACCGCCGCUAAACUCCCCACCAUGGGAAACCUAGUCACAUGCCUAACUCCAACCACCAAAACCACACACAAACACAAACACAAACGCGAACGCAGACCCAACCCCUACGCGAGCUCCCCGUCGCCUCAGGUCGUCAAGCAAGUCCUCCCGCCGGGGCCCAACAAGAACGCGAAGAUCGGCGACAAGUACAUGCUGAGCCGCGAGCUCGGUCGCGGCGAGUUCGGCACCACGUACUUGUGUACGGACAAGGAAACGAGAGAAAACUUGGCGUGCAAGUCAAUUCUGAAGAAGAAGCUGAGGACUUCUGUGGAUGUUGAAGAUGUGCGGAGAGAAGUGGCGAUCAUGUCGAGCUUGCCGGAGCAUCCGAACAUUGUGAAGCUGAAGGCGACGUAUGAGGAUAAUGAGGCGGUGCAUUUGGUGAUGGAGCUGUGUGAAGGCGGGGAGCUGUUUGAUCGGAUUGUGGCGAGAGGUCAUUACAGUGAAAGAGCGGCGGCGGGGAUUGCGAAGACGGUGGCGGAGGUUGUGAGGAUGUGUCAUGAGUGUGGCGUUAUUCACCGUGAUUUGAAGCCGGAGAAUUUCUUGUUUGCUAAUAAGAAGGAGAAUUCGCCUCUUAAGGCUAUUGAUUUUGGGCUCUCUGUUUUCUUUAAGCCAGGCGACACGUUUUCUGAGAUUGUGGGAAGUCCUUACUACAUGGCUCCAGAGGUUUUGAAGCGUAAUUAUGGCCCAGAGAUUGAUAUAUGGAGUGCCGGUGUGAUUCUUUAUAUUCUUUUGUGUGGAGUUCCUCCGUUUUGGGCAGAAACUGAACAGGGUGUUGCUCUGGCAAUAUUACGUGGUGUAAUUGAUUUUAAGAGGGAGCCCUGGCCUCAGAUAUCUGAAAAUGCCAAGAACCUUGUUCGUCAAAUGUUAGAUCCUGAUCCCAAAAAGCGUUUGACUGCUAAACAGGUGCUUGAACACCCAUGGAUACAAAAUGCAAAGAAGGCCUCAAACGUUCCACUGGGAGAUAUAGUGAGGACAAGGCUCAAGCAGUUCUCCCUGAUGAACAGGUUUAAGAAAAAAGCCUUACGGGUUAUUGCCGAACACUUGACCAUUGAGGAGGUUGAGGUAAUCAGAGAUAUGUUUGCUUUAAUGGAUACCGACAGUGAUGGAAAGGUUACCUAUGAAGAACUGAAGGCUGGACUUCGGAAAGUCGGUUCACAGUUGGCUGAACCAGAGAUAAAAUUACUGAUGGAUGUGGCUGAUGUCGACGGAAAUGGAGUGCUGAACUAUGGCGAGUUUGUAGCAGUGACAAUUCAUCUGCAGAGGAUGGAGAAUGAUGAGCAUUUCCGGAAAGCAUUUACAUUUUUCGACAAAAAUGGCAACGGGUAUAUUGAGCUCGAUGAGCUACGAGAUGCCUUAGCGGAUGAAUCAGGUGAAACUGACGAUGAUGUUCUCCACGAAAUUAUGCAAGACGUUGACACGGACAAGGACGGGAAAAUUAGUUACGAUGAAUUUGUUGCAAUGAUGAAAGCUGGAACUGAUUGGAGAAAGGCAUCUAGACAGUAUUCUAGAGAAAGAUUCCAGAGCUUGAGUGUAAACCUGAUGAAGGAUGGGUCACUGCAUCUUCAGGAUACGGUGACUGGUCAAACUUACGUUGUUUAGCUGGACUGUAAAUGAUUUCCCACACCUCAGAAUUAUUCCCAAGUUUCCGAAGUCUAAAAUUAAUUGAACCUUCAUCUUUGACGCUUGUGUUACCUUGAAACUAGCUACUGGGAUGAGCUGCUGGGAUCUGACUAGAGGUCAUGUUACUAAAUUUAUAUUACUUGUAUAUCCUUUAACUUGUAUAGAACCAGGUCAUAUGUUUAUUAUGUUAAAUUUACCUAUGUAAUUGUCAAUUUUUUUAUUUUCACUUCCCCUUUUACCAAAUUGUGCAGAGGUUAGGUGUAGGUUUGUAACAGUUUUGCACUGGUGUUUGUUUGCGUGAGGAGUUGAGGAUGAUUCAUUUGUGUUGUAGUUGAGUUUGUUUUUAUAUAUAGCUAUCUUGCUUGAUA